GGCUAAUGUUACCAAUAAUUACAGAUACGAGUGUGCUAAAAUACUGGUAGAGGUUGGUAAUGCCAACUUGCAUUUGCGGGAUGUCGACACCUUCCGAAGUGCCAUCGACUGGAUCAAAAUUACGUGUCCUGCCAACUGGAAAGUUAUUGCUCUUGAUCCGAUAGUAGUCAGAAAAAGGGACUGUGCUCUGAAAAGACUCAGAACUGAAAAGACGAAGUACAGGGUUUUAUCAGAGUUUUUCACGGACGGCAAGAUGCCCUCCUGUUGGAGGAACAGUUCAAAGGGAACUCAGGAGCCGAGGAAGCACCAGAUAAACCGUACAAUCUGCAUCGUAUCGGACCAAGACAAGGAACUAGAACCAGAACUCACCGAACUGGACGAGACAAUCGACAGCAUCCUGUUGAACAUGUCCGAGCCUACCCCCUUCCUGCCACUUGUAUCAGAAUCUGUACCUCGGUCCAUGUUUGAUAUUCCUAACGUGAACGAGGGUCGAGGUUGUUUCGUUAACGAGAACGCGGGCAAGUUUGUUGAGCGAUGUGACAGCUCAAUGUCCGUCGUGUCUGCUCCCUCUCCCACUUUCCCACGAUUAGAGGACCCUUAUUCUGAGGACGUAGCGUUCGUGCCCUCUCCAGCAACUCUGCAGAAGCCUGCGAGUGUGAGACGAAUGGAGAGGCGGCGGUCCAUCGACAAUUCACUCCUCUCGCGCACUCAGGUGAACUCUCCAGUCAUAACUAGCACCAGGCGUGUAUCAAGACCAAACUUACCUGCUGCCAAGGUUCCUGACUCGGUGGCACCUCGAAUUAAAGGGAAAUCGUCCGGUGAGGUGGUGCGGAACGCUGGUGACGUCACGACACGUGGUGUGACGUCAGCACGCAACUUGUCGUCCCGUGAAGGCAUGCGGAGCUCUAAGUUGACGACCAGUUCCAUUGCUGCUCCUAAAAUUACUCGCUCAGGUAGGGAGUGCAAAGACAGGAAAAAUUCGCUUCCCAACAUCAACAAAAACAAUCAUAUUGUCCGUGAUUAUUCUUAUGUUCAUACUUAGCUUUUUUUUCAAUUAAAAGACGUUUAUUAACAAAGCAGAUUUUCGAAUAUUUAUUUGAAUGAAAGGAGCAACAAGAUGAUGAAUUACUUUUUGCAUGACCAUCGAGCCCACCAAAAGUUGUCAGUUACCUGGUUACAGUUACCUGGUUACAGUUACCUGGUUACAGUUGCCUGGUUACAGUUACCUGGUUACAGUUACCUGGUUACAGUUACCUGGUUACAGUUGCCUGGUUACAGUUACCUGGUUACAGUUACCUGGUUACAGUUACCUGGUUACAGUUACCUGGUUACAGUUACCUGGUUACAGUUACCUGGUUACAGUUGCCUGGUUACAGUUACCUGGUUACAGUUACCUGGUUACAGUUACCUGGUUACAGUUACCUGGUUACAGUUGCCUGGUUACAGUUACCUGGUUACAGUUACCUGGUUACAGUUACCUGGUUACAGUUGCCUGGUUACAGUUACCUGGUUACAGUUACCUGGUUACAGUUGCCUGGUUACAGUUACCUGGUAACAGUUACCUGGUUACAGUUGCCUGGUUACAGUUACCUGGUUACAGUUACCUGGUUACAGUUGCCUGGUUACAGUUACCUGGUUACAGUUACCUGGUUACAGUUGCCUGGUUACAGUUACCUGGUUACAGUUACCUGGUUACAGUUACCUGGUUACAGUUACCUGGUUACAGUUACCUGGUUACAGUUACCUGGUUACAGUUACCUGGUUACAGUUACCUGGUUACAGUUACCUGGUUACAGUUACCUGGUUACAGUUACCUGGUUACAGUUACCUGGUUACAGUUACCUGGUUACAGUUGCCUGGUUACAGUUACCUGGUUACAGUUACCUGGUUACAGUUGCCUUUCUAAUUGCUCUGUAAAGUACAAGAACCGGCUCUUUUGUUUAUUUUAUGUACUAUAAUGCAGAUUUAAUGCACUGUACAGUUGGAAGCAUUUAUCGAAGCAUCUGAACCGAACAACGGAACUCAAAGUGUAUUUGUACAUUUAUGAUUGAGAUUAAUUGUUAACUGUUAAAUGUCUAUUGUGCCCAUAACAGAUAGAAGGACGUCCAAAAAACAUUUAGACUUUUAGGCAAUCUUAACUGCGCUUUAGGAAAACCCGCUCCUUUAUAAUCUAUCCUAUAUAUUUGUGGACGUGUCCGCUAGGCCUGAGCUCCCUUUCUUUUGGACGUCCUUUAAUUUUGGCGCCUGAUUUGUUGAUCAUUGAUUGACAUUCGUUGUUAAAUAUACAAUAUCGCCUUAGUAACGAGAUUAAUUUACCCUGGUGCCCGGGUUCAGGGGAGAGUAGUCUCUAAUAGUCCUAAUAUCUGUACCAUGAAGCACCUUGUACCGUAAUGUACCAUAGUUGUGUGUACAUUUGUGUGCCACAUUCUAACACGUGAAGAACUCAGGCGAUAUCGAUGUAAACUCGUGAGGAGCGUCUGGUCAGCCGAAUAUUGACAUUUUGCCAAAUUCAGGGCGAGAAUCUGUUGGAUAUUUCGCUGUUAACUUUCUUAAGAAAAGAUAUAAAUCUUUUCGGCCGUAUUUUAGUGAAAGUAUAUUUUACUACAAAUAGUUUUUUAAAGCUUUUUAUCGCACUUUGGCCAGGUGCUGAAUAGUUGAGUUUUCAUCUAUAACAAGGAAUCUUAGAGUGAUGAUGUUGGUUUAUUGUUGGUUCACAGGGUUUCAGACUUAUUGAUCAAAGUGAAAUGUUGUAUGUAAACUUAUUAAUCGUGAUUUAUUUUAUGUUACCAAUCACCUAGUUCAGAGUUAAAUAAUUAACCGUAUUUGUCAGAGUUUAGUGCUAUAGAAAUUGAUAUUUAUUUUCUUAUUACAUUA
Molecule: messenger RNA, 2874 nt
Organism: Bolinopsis microptera
Lineage: Eukaryota; Metazoa; Ctenophora; Tentaculata; Lobata; Bolinopsidae
Exons: 3
Coding region: 254-1042 (262 amino acids)
Source: RefSeq, a predicted model, not a curated record